UUAGUUUGUAACGUAAUACGUUACAUGUUUAAUAAAUAGACCUUAAGAGCUACUACUUAUCUAAUUAAAAAUAUAUUAACAACUCUAAACUAUAUUACACACUAAUAUAUACAACAAUACUGUUUUAAACUAUGUAUUUAGGAUUAUAAAAUCAUCUUCACGCUGAUUAAUUUGAAUAUGUCGCGCCAUAGUUAUUACAUUCACUCACAUUAAUGUUACAUUCGCGAGUGCAUGAAUGAAGUGCAUUGAUCGGUGCGCUUUGUCAUCGCGCGCCGCCGCUCGCUCAUUCAUUCUACCUUUGAAGUUGAGUGGAACGCACGUCGCUUAAAUAUCGAUCUCUGCUACGGUUUGAAAUAACGAAUCCGUAAUCGAAUUUUGACUUCGUCCCUACGUGUUCCUCGACUAUUAUAAAAUCACUGUGGUGUUUAAUUAUGUUUUUAAGUGUACCCCGAAUUGGGGUCCAAAGUCCAGAGUGACUUUUUAUUGGCUUCCUGCUUGCCGCCCGCUUGCCGUUUUGCUACUGGCGUGCUUCUGGCCCUUUCCCCGACUCAGCGCCACGAAGUAGCAGCUGCGCUGAACUCAGCGCUGACCAGAAAAAUCGGCGCCUACCACCUCGGCACCGUCAGGGGAGUACUCUGGCUACGAACGACUUGCGGAAUCCGAUCUUGCAUAGUAUUAGCGCGAACCACGCUAUUAUACCCAUUUUUACCAACUGAGCUGGUUGUGGAAAUAAAUAUUUUGAGCGUUCUUCUGCCUCCUCAUUUAUAAUUCCUCAUACCUAAGAGACGUUUUAGGAGGUAGAACUUGCCAAGCGCGACACUGGCGCCCUUACACGUGGUUUUUUUUUACUUAUCGGAUUCCGUUUUUCUUUGUGCCUUGUAGUUAGUGUAUGUUUGUGGUUUUUUUCAUUGUGAAACGUUUUUUUUUAUUUUGCCUUCUUUUUCUUCUUGGGUUUUUUCCUGCUACUGAGGUGUACGAAGUUUCACUAUUUUAAAAUAUUCUGGAUUUAAUUAUUUUUUCUGUGUUAACUAUAACUAUUUUUUUUAAUUUAAUUUUUACUUUUGGAUUGGUUACGAAUACUGAAAUUGUUUUGCAAUUACAUCCAUUUCUUAAUUAUUGUAUUAGUUAUUGACAUAUCAACUAGUACACAUUAGUAGCAUUGCUUUUUUUUCUUGUGCUCUUAACAGUUUUAUUUUUCCUAAUUUAAAUAAAAAAAACCAAACGUUCAUCAUCAUCAUUUUAAUUGUAACAGAGCGGAGAACUUGAGUUGAUUAUAGUUUUUUAGUAGUUGCUUUUGCUUUGUACCACUUACCCAGGAUAUCUAUUUGGUUCAUCAUGCUGUCCGUGAAGUACUUAUCUCUUCAAAAGUCAGAGCUGGAGUAUGAAGUGCGCAUUAGAGGCGCCACUCCUGCGUCUUCCGUUGAGGAACUACGCAAACAAAUUGUAAAACUUUCAAAGGACUUUCCUUCGGAGCAUAUUUUAGAAUCUCCACUCAAACCUAGACAAGACCUUCACGGCUGUUUGGAAGUUCUCACUAAAAUUCAGUCAAAUUUGGAUAUUGCUGACACUACUGCUCCUAUUCUUAUGAGAACCCAAAACAUGCUGAACCAUUUAUAUAAUCGUAUUGCGAGGAUAAUACGUAGUGAUGAAAUUAAAAAAGAGUACGACGAAGUCGUUAAAGAAUUUGACCUUCUUACAAAAAAGUUUAAGACCCUUCAGGCAAAUAAACCUUUUGCAAGCAAUUCUGGUGCGUGUUCCACCAGCUCUUUCGAAUCUGGACUUGCGGUCCCCGAGCUGCAGAACGUGAUCUCGGUGACAUGCGACCGAACGUCAGCUGAUCUUGCGAAAUUAAAAUUUAACGGCACUACUUGCGUGCGCUCUUUUAUUCAGCGUGUUGAUGAGUUUAUAAAAGCUCGUAAUAUUCCUACCAGUAAGAUAUUCAAUUACUCUACUGAAAUUUUCCAAGACAAUGCCUUGCAUUGGUAUCGGUCUGUGAGAGACAAGGUAGAUUCAUGGUCCGAAUUAGCAGCCCUAUUGAGGAAGGACUUUGAUCAGUCAGAUUAUGACUACAGACUGGACGCGGAGAUUCGUGCUCGUACUCAGGGAGAACGCGAGAGCAUCACCAUUUAUCUCUCUAUCAUGGAUGGUAUGUUCUCGCGUUUGUCCAACCCUCCUUCAGAGGCAGAGAAGUUAAGAAUCCUUCUUCACAAUAUAAGGCCCUGCUAUGCAAGCACUCUGGCAUCAGUGGCUUCUAUUUCGGACAUAGAAUCCUUACGUACCUUGUGUCGCAAUUAUGAAAAUGUUCAAGCUCGAUUGUCACAAUUUCAAGAACCGCCUAAGGUCACAUCAAAUACAGUUGCGCCUGAAUUUGCGUACGCUGCAGAUUCUAAUAAAAACACCAAUAAAUAUAGCAGUCAUUUUAAUAGGCAAACCUUUACAAACACUAAUAAUUACAACAAACAUUAUAGCUACAAACAACAAAAUAAUAAUCAAAAUACUUCAAAACCUCAGCAACAAAAUUAUAUACAUAGCGUUCAAACAAAUAAAAAUCUACCAUACUGCCCAAGAUGUCGUAACAAUACGCAUCACAUUCGUCAAUGUCAAGCUAGUCGUGAAAUUGUUUGUUUCAAGUGCGGAAUGAAGGAUGUGAAAACACCAGAUUGCCCAGUUUGUUCUAAAGGCAAGAAGGAACAAAAAAACUAGCUGAGCAGAGUUGUGGAAAUUUUAAUAAGGAAGAUUGGGAUACCUGGCUUAAUUUUAUAAAAAUCUUUACCUCCUCAUACAAGGUUUCCACAAUUCUGCAAUCUAAACCUGAACAUGACAAUAGGCCGUAUGUUAAUAUUAAAAUUAAUGAUGUUGACGCCUGCGUUUUGUUGGAUUGUGGUGCUGCAGUCACAAUAUUAGGAAAUAAUUCUCAUAAGUCUUUAACCGACUGCACUUUUCACCAGAUUCAAAACAACUCCAGUAUGGAAGCGGCUGGUGGUCAACUUAUGAAUAGUAUUGGUUACAUGAAUUUACCCAUUACAUUCGAAGGGCAAUACCAUAUAAUCAAGGCUUAUGUUGUCCCAGAGAUUAAAUCUCCCAUAUUACUAGGCGUAGAUUUUUGGCGUGCGUUCGGACUUUGCCCAAAAUAUGUUGGAAGCGUCACAUUGUCAGACCACCCCAUUUCGGAAAUUAAAACGAACCCUGAAGAGACCUUUAUUCUAUCUUAUGACAAUUUGACGCAGCCACAGAAAGUAAUAGCGGAUACCGUUAUCAGCCAGUUUCGGUCAAUAUCCACUGAGGAGAAAGGGUUAGGUCGUACAAACGCAAUCACUCAUUAUAUUGAUACCGGGGACGCCCAGCCUAUUAAACAACGUUAUUAUAGAAUGUCCCCUGAGAAGCAGCGCAUUCUGAUAGAGCAAGUUGAUGAAAUGUUGGCUCUGGAUGUCAUCGAGCCUUGUGAGAGCGCUUGGUCGUCCCCUGUUCUCAUAGUUAAUAAGAAGAACGGACAACCACGGUUCUGUCUCGAUAGCCGUAAGUUAAACGCGGUCACCAAGCGCGACGCUUAUUAUUUGCCGUACGUGUCGGAAAUUUUAGAUAGUCUCCGUGAUGCUAAGUAUUUAACUAGCAUAGAUUUAUCAAAGGCUUUCUGGCAAAUCCCUAUCGCUCCUGAAGAUCGUGACAAAACAGCAUUUUAUAUACCUGGUAGAGGCACCCUACGUUUUAAAACAACUGCUUUUGGUUUGACCAACGCGCCUGCUACACAGCAAAGGUUGGUUGAUCAUUUGUUUGGUCACACAGAGUUUAAGACGUUUGCUUAUCUUGACGACAUUAUUAUCGUUAGUUCCUCAUUUGAAGAACACGUGUCACGUCUGUUGCGAGUUUUGGACAAGUUAAAACAAGCAAAUCUCACGGUGAAUUUUGAGAAAUGCAAGUUCUUUAGGAGUGAGUUGAAAUACCUCGGGUACGUAGUCGAUAGUCGUGGCUUACGCACUGAUCCCGUAAAAAUUGAAGCGAUAGUUAACUUUCCCACUCCUACUAAUAAGAAAGAACUUAAACGUUUUCUUGGAACUGCCACGUGGUACCGUCGUUUCGUGCCCAAUUUUAGUACUGUAGCAGGUCCUUUAAACAGGCUUACUUCAAAUGGCAAAAAGGCUCCAAAAUUUGAAUGGACUCAGGAAGCUGAUGCGGCUUUUAACGCUUUAAAGGAAUCCUUGGUUUCCGCACCAGUUCUGUCCUGUCCGGAUUACUCGUUGCCCUUCCAAGUCCACUGUGACGCUAGUAAUUAUGGAGUAGGUGCUUUGCUAACACAGAGUCUAAAUGGUAAAGAACACCCUAUAGCCUAUAUGAGUCGAUCUUUAUCCCAAGCUGAGAGAAAUUACAGCAUCACGGAACGCGAAGCUCUUAGUGUCUUGACAGCACUGGAGUAUUGGCGCUGUUAUCUCGAGAACGGUAAGACUUUUGUAGUGUACACUGACCAUUCUGCGUUAAAAUGGUUCUUAUCUUUAGAAAAUCCUACUGGGAGAUUAGCACGUUGGGGAGUACGAUUAUCUGCGUUCAAUUUUGAAAUGAAGCAUCGCCGUGGAGUCGAUAACGUUAUACCUGACGCUCUUUCUCGCGCUGUCCCAGUCAAUGCUAUUUCUUUGUCCAACUCCAUAGUUUCCACGAGUGAUGAGUGGUAUAAACGAAUUUACAACAGUUGCCUUAAUUCUCCAAGUAAUUAUCCUAAUUUUCUUAUUAAAAAUAAUUCUUUGUUUCGGCUAUGUAAAUCUAAAUUUGAACAACUUACUUCCGAAUUUGAUUGGAAAGAGGUAGUGCCAAACGAAUUUCGCGACCAAAUAAUAGAAAAAAACCAUUCGGAACCAACAGCCGGACAUCUUGGCAUCUUUAAAACUUAUCGGCGGUUAGCAUUAAAUUAUUUCUGGCCUGGCAUGCACCAAGAUGUCGUUAAGUUCGUAGGCUCAUGUUCUGUUUGUUUGUCGUACAAAUCUCAAAAUCAUACGACCUUAGGAGAAAUGGGACGCCCGAAACAGUGUUCACGUCCUUUUCAAAUGAUUUCUGUAGAUUUUAUUGGUCCGCUACCCGUUACACGCAAACAAAACAGCUACAUUCUUGUCAUUACUUGCUGUUUCUCUAAAUAUUGCGAGAUAUUUCCACUACGUCGUGCGACUAGCGAUGCAGUAGUUAGACUUUUAGAGGAAAACAUAUUUUUGGUCCAUGGCGUUCCCCAAACCAUAUUCCUCGAUAAUGGUAGCCAGUUCACUAGCUCGGCAACCAAUGCUCUUUUUAAACGUUAUAACGUUCCAAAUGUGUACUUUACACCAAGAUACACUCCGCAAAUUAAUCUCGUGGAACGUUACAAUAAGACAAUAGUCACAUGUUUGUCUACGUUUGUCCAAAACGACCACCGGACGUGGGACACUUUUAUCCCCAAAAUAAAGUUCGCCAUAAAUAACUCUGCGAACGAAUCGAUUCGUGGUUAUACACCAUCUUUUAUUGUGUAUGGACGUGAACUUGUCUUGUGUGGAUCUCACUAUACAGAUAAUGAUCUAGGUGACGAGAUAUUGUUCUUACCUCGCGAUGCCUAUGUCGAAAACCGUGGUUGUUUGGCUUCUGUGUUUGAUGAUGUGCAAGCUUCAUUGUGGCAGGCACAUGUAAAAAACACUGCUCAGUAUAAUUUACGACGGAAACCCGCCGAAUUUAAUGUUGGAGACAUAGUCUUAAAACGCACGUAUAUUUUAAGCGAUAAAGACAAAUACUUUAGCAAGAAAUUGGCGCCUAAAUUUAUUAAGUGUCGUAUAAUGGAAAAGAGGUCUCCUCUUGUGUAUGUCUUGGAGGAUAUGAAAGGUAAAAAUCUAGGGGUCUGGCAUAUUAAAGAUAUCAAGCUGGCCAGCAACCUU
Messenger RNA from Cydia pomonella (codling moth), 5882 nucleotides. RefSeq lists its product as uncharacterized. NCBI's taxonomy places the organism in Eukaryota, Metazoa, Arthropoda, Insecta, Lepidoptera, Tortricidae. Gene Ontology annotation, molecular function: zinc ion binding; nucleic acid binding. The transcript has 2 exons. The record is from RefSeq and is a predicted model, not a curated record. Bases 1336 to 2703 code for a protein of 455 amino acids.